AUUUGCGCUAAGUAGACGCAGAUCGCUAUCUAGUGCGAAAUACGGUCUGGAAGAGCUUGAAUAGAUGCCCUCAUUCUCUCCUAUAAGGACGCAGAAUAUAAUAGCAUCACCAUAAACAAGAUAGAGCAAAUACUGACCUGCCAAAGUACCACUUCUAACCGUUGAACGCCAAUCUUGAUCUAUCAGAUUCCUAAGUCGAUCCCUAAAUCACUCGGACGGAAGGGCAGCCGGUGUCGCAUUUAAGUUAAGUUCAAUAAGUGAACCGACUUAACUACCUUACUUACCUACUACUAACUCACUGACUGACUGACCUGACCAUUAACCUCCAGCUGCUAUGACCUCGUUGCCAGCAGUGAAGAGCUUCUUCUCCUACUGACUACCACUUCCCGCCAUGUAGCCCUGUCUACGCUGCUCCGGAUAAGAAUGUCUCUACCCAAACAGACCGUUCCGCAUCUGUCGGCAUCGUCAUCCAAGCAAUCUCUCCGCGCAUCCAACAACACAGUGCCUCGAUCGCGCACGGGCGCUGUAGAGCCACACGCGACCUCUUCUACUCCAUCUGAGUCCGGUCCAGCUGGUGAGCUUCAGCUUCAGCACCAGCACCAGCACCAGCAUCACGGGGACGGCGUGAGCUCCGAGGAGAGACGACACAGUUUCGCAUCCUCCCAACAGCCACAGUUCCGGCCGUUCUUCACUCUCGUCGAAGACACCAACGCCUCUGAACAUUACCAUCCUACAGUACAUUACAUCUUCUCAGACGAUGAUACGGACAUCGUUACGGAGGCGGCGCUGCGCUCGCUAGAGGCAGAUCAUGGCAUCGUCCCACCGGUGACGACAGGACAGGAGGUCGGCACAACGUACGAAGGAGACCCCGAGCUCGAGGACAGUCGGCAGUCGGAUGUCAGAAAAACGUCCUCCCUGCCACCGCCCAUACCGGGCGUCAGGGAGCACUAUAUCAUCUUGGACAUGGAGCCGACGAACCCAGAGCAGCUACAGAAUCCGGAUCCCGCCACUGGAGGCGGACCACCAUCGCUGUCGACCUCACCAGCUGCACCGCAGCAGCAGCAGCCUCCGCCUCAAUUCACAGUCACAUCCGCCCAGAGCCUUACGCCCGCCUGGCAGGUGUUGAAAACGCAUCUGACGCCUGCCCCCACGUUCGACACCACCACAUCACCGGGCGACCAGCAGCAACAGCCCGGGUUGUCCAGCGGUGUCAUGCUGAAGAUCGAGGGCACAUCCGGACAGCCGCGGGAACCGAUCCUGCGGGAUCGAGAUAGCAAGGAUGGCGGGCAAACACUCGAGGAGAUGAUGGAGCAGUUUGAAAAGCGCAUGGGCGAGUUGCGGCUCGUCAUCGAGGCAGGUGGCGGAUUGCCAGCCCACGAAGGCCGCGGCAUACAAGAAACAGAGGCAGAGGGCGAAGAAAAUACAGAGCAGGAACCGCCUGGUCAAGCUAGCCCGGAUCCAGCCCAGCAGAGCGAAGAACAGGAGACAGAUCGACCCCAAUAGACCGAUUUGUUCGAGCUACUCUAUAGGAUAGAUUUACGGUGUAUUCUACAUAUUGUAUGACGGCAUGGAACUUGACCUCUCCUCCACAUCUAAAGAGGUGAGCGAGGCUUAACUGGGUCAUUCAUUCGUAUAAACAUUACGUUCUCCUCUCUCUGCAUAUUCCUGGGUUGAGAAACAAACUACGUUAUUGACGAGACAUGAUCACUCUCGUCCUCGAUUCGACCAGUAGUACAUCUUUAUGAGCCGCCCGUAUAUAAAGGAACAAGGCUU
Molecule: messenger RNA, 1773 nt
Organism: Paecilomyces variotii
Lineage: Eukaryota; Fungi; Ascomycota; Eurotiomycetes; Eurotiales; Thermoascaceae
Exons: 2
Coding region: 424-1503 (359 amino acids)
Source: RefSeq, a predicted model, not a curated record